Passer domesticus (house sparrow) is the source of this 4442-nucleotide messenger RNA. It is a transcript of the gene NARF, whose product is annotated as nuclear prelamin A recognition factor. The record is from RefSeq and is a predicted model, not a curated record. The coding region runs from base 185 to 1564 and encodes 459 amino acids. The transcript is spliced from 12 exons. NCBI's taxonomy places the organism in Eukaryota, Metazoa, Chordata, Aves, Passeriformes, Passeridae. Gene Ontology annotation, molecular function: lamin binding. Gene Ontology annotation, cellular component: lamin filament.
CCCGCGGCCAUUUUGGGUGAGGGCAGAGGAUGGGACACGAGCCUCCUUCCCCGCCCGUGAGGGCAGCGCCGCGCCAAGAUGGCGGCGCGCCGCCAGCACCCAGCAUGGCGCCCGAGCCCGCGGAUGCCGCUCAACCCCGCGGCCAGCACCGCGCCAGCGCCGGGCCGCUCCGGCCGCGCCGCAGAUGAAGUGCGAGAACUGCACCAAGAAGGAAUGCAGUAAAAAACAGAAAAAUGAUGAUACACAAAGUGCAUCUGUUGAUGCAUUGAGUUCAAAUGAUGGCUCUGAAGAGAAGAAUGAGUUUGAUACGUUGGCUAAUGCUAAAAUACUCCUUAGCGACUGCCUAGCUUGUGACAGUUGUAUGACUUUGGAAGAAGGAGCCAGAGUUUUCCAGCAGAACCAGAAGGAGUUCUUUCGUGUUCUCAACCUUAAUAAGAAAUGUGAUACCUCAAAACACAAAGUGUUGGCAGUGUCUCUAUGCCCUCAGUCAUUGCCUUAUUUUGCUGCUAAAUUCAAUCUCUCUGUGAAUGAAGCAGCCAAGAGACUCUGUGGUUUCCUCAAAAGUCUUGGGGUGCAUUAUGUGUUUGACACCACUAUAGCUGCAGAUUUCAGUAUCCUGGAGAGCCAGAGGGAAUUUGUGCAGCGCUACCAACGGAGGAACCAGGAGGAACAUGCCUUACCAAUGUUUGCCUCUGCUUGCCCUGGUUGGAUCCGUUAUGCUGAAAGGGUUCUCACCAACCUGGUGACCCCUCACAUCUGCACUGCAAAGUCUCCUCAGCAGAUCAUGGGCUCCCUGGUGAAGGGCUACUUUGCCAGGCAGCAGAACUUGUCUCCUGAUAAAAUUUUCCAUGUAGUCGUGGCACCUUGUUAUGACAAAAAGCUGGAAGCCUUGAGGGAAGAUUUCUACAAUGCCUUGUAUAAUUCAGCAGAAGUUGAUUGUGUCCUGACAUCAGGUGAAAUUGUGCAAAUAAUGGAACAGAAAAAUGUGUCAAUGGAAGAUGUGACUGAAGUAGCUGUGGAUAGUUUGUUUGAUGACUUAAAGGAGGGAGAUGUAGUGAGGCACGAAGGGAAGAGAUCUGAUGGUUACCUGGAGCACAUUUUUAAACAUGCUGCAAAGGAGCUUUUUGGCAUGGAUGUCAAGGAGAUCACCUACAAAGCACUGAAGAACAAGGACUUCCAAGAAGUUACCCUUGAAAAGGAUGGGGAGACAGUGCUGCGUUUUGCAGCAGCUUAUGGCUUCAGAAAUAUCCAAAACAUGGUCCUGAAGCUGAAAAAAGGAAAGUUUUUCUACCAUUUUGUAGAAGUCCUUGCCUGCCCAGGAGGGUGCCUCAAUGGAAAGGGCCAGGCCCAGACUGAGGAUGGCAAACCAGACAGAGCCCUGCUUGCCCAGAUGGAAGAGGUGUACUCUGCAAUUCCUGUCAGGCUGCCAGAAACCAACCUGCACGUGCAGAGGAUGUACCAGGACUGGCUGGAGGGCAUGGACUCCACGAAGGUGCAGGACACUCUGCACACCAGCUACAGUGCAGUAAAUCAGAGCACCAGCAGCUUGGACAUCAAAUGGUAACACUGCAAAUGGUAACUGGGGCUGCAGGGCAGCUCUGGGACCUCUGUGCACUGAGCUCUGCCCAGCUGGGGUUGUUUUGGGAAGAAACAUUGCUUUGCUAAACCAGACAAGUCUCCAAAAGCCCUGGUUCCUGCCUCUGUCAUUUAACUUGUACUGUUUGUCAUUUCCUGCAUACAGAGGAUUUCUGCAUUUUAAAAUCUUGCAAGGUACAUAAACCCUUUCUGCCAGGGACAGGGAGUGGAAUUCCUGAUCAAGUUUCUCCCUGAAGUAAAGGUUCACUGCAUGAAAGGGGCUCCUCCAAGAGGAGAUGAGAUGAUUUUACUUCUAGGUCUGCAGUCCCUGUCAACACAGGAAUUUCAGUGUUGAUGCAGUUGGUGUGAAGUCAUUUGGGAUUUGCUUACCUUGGUAAGGAAAAAGCCCUUUUAAAGGACAAGUGAGUAUAUGGAGAGAUGCAAUGAAUUUUUAUAAGCCUUGUAUCCAUAAUUCAGCAAAAAAUAGUUCCAAACUAGGCACCAUUUCUUACUGAUGUAGUGUCACAAUCUUCACAGCAACUCAAUCUGGGAAGCCAAUGCUAAAUGGUUCAUUUAAAAUAGUUCCAGAUUGGUUGGUUGGUACAAAAAGAGAACUUUCUUCCCAUGCAACUUUUCUGCUAAGUUUGCAGCCAGGAGUAGUGGUGCUGCAUGCUUUGGCUUCUCUGGGAGUGGAACAUGCCCAGAUUGUUCUUUCAUUUGUCUCCAUGUUGAAAGACUUCUGCAAAAAAUAACUUCCUGGGGUGCCUCUGAGAAAAAAUACUGAGCAAUGCUUGUGAGCUCAUCAGAGUUAAAAUAUGUUGGCAUCAUGAUUUUUGAUGCACUUAUUUUUAUAAAUAUGCUAUAGAGGUUCAUUUAACAGCCAUUGUGAAGUGGUACUGCCAUUCAGCUUGUCUGCAGCUUCCCCAGUUGUCAGAGAUUUAUUCAAGAAUGUGAUGGACAAAGAAAUUAAGACUCCUGCCAGACUUCACAUUUUCCUGAUAGCAUCAGAUCUGUUCACAAUUAAUGGCUGUUUGAAGCUAGCAAAGUUCUAGCUUUCCUUAUGCACCUGAGUGUGGAUGGGCUUUUUUAAUCAUUUUGUGCAGUUUGAAUCAAUCUUCUUUGCAAAUUGUGCAAAUUUUCAAUAUUACAGCUGCUUGUAUGAGUAAGAAAUCCUGCAAGAACCUGUGAGUGUUUAAAAUGCACAUUUAACCUGGACACAGUGGAAUGGGAUGAAGCAUCAGGGGAGGGGAGGCAAGAGCUGACAUUGGUACCUCCCUUAACCAGGGAGGCUGAAAAGGAGACAGAGAAGUGUCACCCUGCUGACAAGAAACAGCUCUCUUCAUGUGAAGCUGUUAAACACUGCAGCUUUCCACUGGACCUGCACCUACAUAACAAACCACUGCACUGGGAGGGAGGUUUUCUGAAUGAAUUUGAUCUACUGCACUACCUGAAUGCCCACAAUGAGAUUAUGCCCAUGAAUUACAUGAAUUAGCCUUUGCAGGUUGUUCCUUGUGGUAAGAACCAUACUUGCCAUGGUGCAAUAUCAGAACAUCGACAGAAAUCUACCUCUGUACAGGGAGGGAGUCCAGCAGUGGUGGGAAGAGCUGUGUGUGCUGGAACUGUGAUGGAUGUGUGCUGGGGAAAGGUGGGGGUGUGGUGUGACAUUUCAAACCAGAUUACUUCCAGGAGCAACAUCCACCUCCUUCGGUCUCGUUUGUUCAUCUGUGAUUUCCUCCAAGAGCUCCACCAGAACUGUCAUGUAAUAAAGUGGUCCUGUUCUGUUUGUAUAGGCCUGUUUCUCUGUAUAUAUGGUUUGUAGCUGGAUGCAUGUUUAAAUUAUAUCUCUGCUGCUUUUUGUACAGUGUGCUCAUUUUUUUAUGUGUGAAAUGGUACAAAACCAGUUUGCUUUUCUGAGGAAGUCUGCAGUAAACUGCCCAGGAGCUGCCUUGCUGUUGUGAAAGCAGAGCCCUGGGCUGUGUGUGCAAGGUGAUGGAUGCUCCCAGGCUGGUGGCACUUUGGCCAGUGCCUGCCUCACUGCCUGUGCUGCUGGGGAGCCAGGAAUGGGCUGGGCACUGGGUGAAACAAUCUGCUCUGCUCCCAAGGGGAAUGGCUGGCUCAGUGUCCAAACAACCUGCUUCAGCUGCAUCCAUUUCUUCCAUCUGCUCAAGGGUUUUAACCAAUUGAGGCAGUCACAGUGCAGAGCUGUUGAUUUGUCUGCUGCAGAAUUCUUUUUUAAAGACAAGGAUCUUACUGAGCUUGUAGUGGUGUUAUGGUUUUGCAUAACAAACAUUUCCCUCACUUCCCUGAAUGUCUCCGAUGCAAAACCAUGACAAGUGGCUACACAGAAUGUAUUACCAUUAGUGACCUCAGUAACUGAGAGUUGUCUUUUUGGGUUUCUUUUCUUUGGGUCAGCUUUUGUUUUUUAAGACUUUUGGAGUAAAAUAUUUUAGUUUUUUUAAAGGCCUUUUCUUUAAAGUGCCAGUUUUACAGGAUAGAACUUUCCUUUUUAUCUUUCCCCCUUUACCUGCUUUCAUUGAAAUUUUAACAUAUAUCAGAAAACCUUGUUGCAGCUUCAUAUAUAGUGAAAUACUUGCCUAAGGUUUGAUUCUGGCUUUUGAAUCUGCAGUUGGAAAGUCCAUUAAUGUUGACAAUAUGUAUUUGUAGCCACACUUCUGAAAUUACAGCACUAUUUAAUUCCUUCAUUGGAUUCCCUGAUUCCAUAAUAAUUUCUAUUGCUGUCCCCCAGAGGAGUGCAGAUAUCCAAAUGCAGGAUUAUAGCUGGAUGGUGUUCAGUUACCCAGAUUUUGGUGCUUUGUUUUCCAGUGCAGCGUGGCCAUGAAUUGUGAAUAAAUCUCAGUACUCAAUUC